CCUCGUCACCGUCCGCCGUCACACGCAAUCGUGACUCGUGCGACGUACGUCGAUGUGUGUGCACGCGCUUGCCCGCCUCCGAUGAUGUCUCGUGGCGCAGCGUAAUUCUUUGCCCCCCCGAGUCUCGUUGCCGGAUCCUCCUCGCGUAAAAACGUCCGGGCUGCCGAGCGUUCUUGCAGAUUAGGUUCGGCGCUCUUUGCUGAGCGAGUAUGGAAUCAAUGGAUGCGCGUCUCGUAGCACAAGCGUUGAACUACCACGGCCAGCAGUUGCAGAAAGUGUGGGAAGGAGAGCGUAACGAAAAUGAGCUAGUCAUGCUCAAUCUCAAGGAUCCCAGCUUUGAGAUCUAUCAACAGCGACAAAAGACUCUCAGCUUUGGAGAUAGAGGCAAACGUCUGAAGCUUCAGCAGUUUCUCACUAAAAAGGCUGACGACCUAUACGAUAAAGCAAACUUGGAGAAAGCAGAUUCUAAUAAGCAGGAGCUGGGAGACGAAGAGUUUUAUGCUACAGUGCCUGCACUUGAUACUUUUGUCACCAUGGAGAAGUCCCAGCGUAUCCGCAACUUUUUAGAGAGUUUGGUAGUUGGGGAUGUAAUAUUCGCGCAAGUAAUGGGUAAAAGUGCCGCUGGUCUUCUUCUAAAGGUGCUUUGUAACUGCAGUGACUGUCCCAGAGUUGUUACUGAAUUAGGAGUUAAGGCACUAAUACUAAAUACGGCCACUGUGCCGGCGGUGGACAAGAAAGGUGUUACAAGAGGCUACAUGGCAAAUGAUCUCGUCUGCGUCGUAGUCAGUGAAGUUAACGUUGAGGCCGAACGAGUUGUCGCAGUUAUGAACGUACCUGCCCGGGAAGGGCAAGCACCACACCCAUCUAUGGGACUUAUCCAUUCCGAUGAUCUUCCAGAAGCCUAUAAGAAAGCGAUGGACAACAAAGGCCAGAGUUAUGAUACGCUGUUGGAGAAUAGUACUGGCUUCAACAAUCCAAACAACAUAAAAUAUCUGUGCGACUUAAUCGGUCUCGGACAAGACAAUCAUUCCAAUAUGGUUGGAUUGAGAGAAAGAUUUCCGCCGAAUGAGUACGCUUCUGAAUUGCGACAAGCGCAAGCGAGUAAGUGGGCAUUCCGAAGUGUUGCUGAGGGUAUAGAUCAUUUCAAGGCUGGUCGUCAUUCUGAAGCUUUCCAGUGUCUCAACAAGGCUCUUACUGUUGAUCCUCGCAAUGUUGAGGGUUUGGUCGCUCGAGGAGCAUUAUAUGCAAAUAGUGGAAGUUUCAAGAAAGCAAUCGAUGAUUUCGAGACAGCCUUGAAAUUAAAUCAAACACAUGCGAAUGCUCGUAAGUAUAUGGCGGAAACACUUGUUGCGCUUGGACGCAGCUACGAAGACGAGAAGAAGUACGAGGAUGCUCAAAAAGCGUAUGAGAACUGUUUGGCGAUUGCACCAUAUCACGAGGAAGCGCGAAAUUCCAUUGAAUACAUAAAAUCUAAGACUCUCACGGCGUCACUGAAUCCUCUGGACACCUUUAAGAGCUUCGAGACUGAAAAUGACGUUACAGAAAACAAAAAGGACAAAAAGAAACGCAAGAAGGAGAGAAAAUCUAGAUCGAAGAAGAGACAAAGAUGGAGUUCCAGCUCGAGCUCCUCAUCUACUGGAUCUUCGACCUCUUCGAGUUCAGAUUCGAGCAGCUCGUCAUCGUCGGGAAGCUCACGAUCGGCAUCGCGUUCGCCAAAUCGUAAACGCAAACAUAAGAAAGAUCAUCGCAGUUCGCUUUCACCGCUUAGCAAACGAAUGGCCCAGUAUAACAAUCCUCCGGCUGCAACUGCCACCACUCACGAUACUAUUGCACCGGCUUCUUACACCACAAAUACACGCGAGAAAAUGGAUGACUAUGAAAUCAAAGUGCGCAAAUUUCUUGAACAAACCAAGGAUGACUCUGAUUAUGAAGAUAAGGUAAGAAAGUUCUUGGAAGAGACGGCAAGAUGGAAGAGAGAAAGAGAAAAGGAAAAGAAACACUCUGAGAGCGAAAAAAUGAAGAAAAAAAAGAAGAAAGAAAAGAAGGGGAAAGAUAAGGAAAAGGAGGACAAGAAGAGUCGAAAGAAGAAGAAGAAAGAAGAGCGAAAAAAGCGUAAAAACAAAGACAAGCUCGAACGAGAUUUAGAAGCAUUGAAAAAGUCAUCUUUGCCGGAUUUGGAACAGUUAGAGUCCAAGCUUAAUGCUUAUUAUGCGAAAGUUGAGAAAGAUUGUGCGGCGCUUAAAAGGUAUGUAGCAACACAGUAUAAUGACAUACCUUCCCCUCUUAGCAACGCGGAGAAGCUCACUGAGAGUUCACGCAGGGAGGAGGAGCUGCGCAGAGAGAGGGAAAGGGAGAGAGAAGAAGCUUCGAAGGCAUAUCAUGAACGGGAAUCCAGGAUGCCGAUGACUGCGCAACAGAGAAAAGAAAUCCAGAGGAAGCCGCUCACAGACAUAUUUGAACAAGAAUCCCAAUUGAUUCAUCCUGAACCGAAACUCCCUACAUUAGACACCGCUGCAUUAAAUGCCAAGUGGAAAGCUGCGCAAGCUGCUAGACAAAAGGACAUUCCUUCGCAAAAGUGGCAAGAUGUCCCGUCAGAGAACAAGAAGCUACAGUCCAAUGUUUUCGUGGACAGCGACGAGGACGAUGAUAAUGAAUUGGAGGAAAGAUUGCAACGUGCGGCUCUUGAGAAAUCUUUAAACAUACGGAAGCAAAUGCAACGCGAACUCGCUGAGAAAAGAGCACCGCCGCCGCAGCCUACACCGACACCACCGCCGCUGCCGAAAGAGCCUCCGAUACCAAAGCAAGCGCCCGUCAAGUAUCCUACACCGCAACCACAGAAUAAAUUUCAAUCGUACAAGGAUUCUUCUAUGUCCGUGUCGCAAACUACACCGACAAAGUUUGGCUCUAGCAACAAUUUGGGCGGCAAGUUCCAACCGAUUGGUCAAAACAGCGGAACUGGACAUCCACCGGAGCCACCGCGUCCUCCGCCAAUAACAAAGACUCAAGCCAAAGGUCCGAGAACCGAUUCUGACAGCGAGAACGAGCGAGGUCAGCACCGACAAACGCCGAAGAAGCGCGAGUCGGGCGGCAGAGGCGUCAUGAGUAAGCGCAUGAGCAGGGACCGUCCGGCGAAACGUUCGCGUAGUCGAUCUCGCAGUGCUUCUAGUUCCGGGUCGUCUAGAUCACGAUCGCCAAGACGUAGUCGCUCGCGUUCGUACUCGAAUCGACGAUCCGGCAGCUACGAGAGGAAAUACAGCAGAUCUCCUUCGGGCACGUACAGCAGAUCGCGAUCACGCUCCCGAUCCAGAUCGUACAGCAGAAGUCGCAGUCGUAGUCGGUCGGGCGAUCGAGGCUACUAUCGCAAGAGGCAAUUCCGACCGUAUAACAAUCGCGGCACGUACUACAAGCCACGCUUCCAGGGCUUCAACAAUCCGAAUCACCGUGGCGGUGGCAACAAUUUCCAGAAUCGAAAUCGCUUCUACAACAAUCAACACAACAAUCGUUUCGGUAAUCGUCGCGGCGGUGGUUUCAAUCGCGGCGGUCGUGGCGGCCGCGGUAAUCGCGGCGGUAGAUUCUUUCACAACAAACCAGGCUUCCGUGAUUUCCGCGACAGACGGGACUUCAGGGAUCGCCGACCCUCGUCGCGCGAUCGAUACAGCGAUCGCAGCUACUCGCCCGAUCCGAUGAGGAAGGUUGACGAAGCGAAGGAGAAGAUUAACAAGAUGCUCGAAGGAGGCGACGACGUUGAACAUCAACAGGGUGGUAGCGGCAGCUCGACCGUGCCACCUAACAAGAGACAAGCCGGGCCCUUGAGCGAAGGAGAAGAGAGGGACGAUGACGACUAUGAGAGAUGGGGAGAGGGAGAGGGGGGCGAUGCAGCCAGCACCAAGAAUGAAGGGGUCGAACCUGUCGACGAUAACCUGGACGGCAAGGAGUUCUUCAUUGAGCGCAUGAAACAGCGAAGCAAGAACGUUUUAAUGCAGAGAGCCAUUGCAGCUAAGAUUUGGUAGCUAAAAUCUGUUACCGCCACCGACGCUGCCUCUCUGUGAUAGUAGCUUUCUUUCCAACGCCUGUACUCUGGGUAGUCGACAUGACGCCAAUUAACACGAGGCACAUCGAGCCACUCAUAGCUUUAGUGUCGAUCUCUUCUAUUCUCACAAAUAACUAUUUAUAUAAUGGUUGAAAAUACUAUUUUCUAGAUGUUAUUUUAAUUUUGUUUUCAAUGAAUUAAAAGUUAGUCUGAUUUAAAUGAUGAAUCGAACUAAUUAAAAGAAUUGAUGAAACUACGUACAAUCAUGACUAUUACAGAUUCUCUUAUUCAAUUUUUUUGACACUUCAAGAAAUAAUUCUUAAAAUAAUUCUUAAAUAAUGAGUGAAAAAACUUAUGUCAUUAUAUGUUAUAAAUAUUUAAUUUAAAUGUUUAGUUAAUUAUAUUCAUAUUCCUAUAUAUAAUGGAAUUAUAUAGUUCUGAAUUUAUUAAUACGCAAGGUACUCGAUUAAAAGACUACACAUAUAGAACAUAAUUGGCAAGUGGCUUUUCAUUAUCAUUUGUCAUUGAAAAAACGGAUAUCUCCUUUUCUUUAUAUAUAAUGUAUAUUUUGAUUUUAGAAAACAUUCAGAACUAAAUUGAAAUGACAGAAAUUAUUUAAGGGGAAGAUGCAUUUCCGUUUUAAAAGUUCCCCGCAAAAUCUAGCAAAUCAUUGCUCAUAUAUUCGAAUGCCUAGUAAAACUCAUUUUGUCUAUCGUAAUUAUCGUAAUAAUUACAGUAAUUCUUGUAAUAACUGAAAACAAAACUAGCGAUGCAAACUUCUUUAGCUCGAAUAUCUUGAUAGAACUUUGUUGAUAGAAUGUUGUCAAAAAAAAAAAAAAAAGAUUAUUGAGCUCCUUAUUGCGAUUGUCUACUUUGAGCUAAUACGAGCGAUUUUAUUAUGGAAUAAAAUACUUAUGUAUGUUGUAUGUAAACGAGUUGGCUGUACAAUUGAACACAAAUAUAUAACACUACAAAAAAUUACAAAA
Wasmannia auropunctata (little fire ant) is the source of this 5016-nucleotide messenger RNA. RefSeq names its product serine/arginine repetitive matrix protein 2. Gene Ontology annotation, molecular function: protein binding. NCBI's taxonomy places the organism in Eukaryota, Metazoa, Arthropoda, Insecta, Hymenoptera, Formicidae. The transcript has 14 exons. The coding region runs from base 210 to 4010 and encodes 1266 amino acids. The record is from RefSeq and is a predicted model, not a curated record.